AUGGUCAACUUCACGAUCGAGGAGAUCCGGCAGCUUAUGGACAAGCCCACCAACGUCCGUAACAUGUCCGUCAUUGCCCACGUCGACCACGGAAAGUCCACCCUUACCGAUUCCCUCCUGUCCAAGGCCGGUAUCAUCUCCACCGCCAAGGCAGGAGACGCAAGAGCAACGGAUACACGUGCAGAUGAACAGGAACGUGGUAUCACUAUCAAGUCUACUGCCAUCUCCCUGUACCACGGCGUUGACCCCGAGGAUGUCAAGGAUAUCGUCGGCCAGAAGACCGAUGGUACCGACUUCUUGAUCAACCUGAUCGACUCUCCCGGUCACGUUGAUUUCUCUUCCGAGGUUACUGCUGCCCUCCGUGUCACUGACGGUGCUCUCGUCGUCGUCGACACCGUCGAGGGUGUCUGCGUCCAGACCGAGACUGUCCUGCGUCAGGCUCUCGGUGAGCGCAUCAAGCCCGUCGUCAUCAUCAACAAGGUCGACCGUGCUCUUCUCGAGCUUCAGGUGUCCAAGGAGGACCUGUACCAGUCUUUCUCUCGUACCAUCGAGUCCGUCAACGUCAUCAUCUCCACCUACUUCGACAAGUCUCUCGGUGACGUCCAGGUCUACCCCUACAAGGGAACCAUCGCCUUCGGUUCCGGUCUGCACGGCUGGGCCUUCACCGUCCGCCAGUUCGCCGUCCGCUACGCCAAGAAACUUUGGGGCGACAGCUACUUCAACCCGCACACCAAGAAGUGGACGAGCAAGGGCACCCACGAGGGCAAGCCUCUGGAGCGUGCGUUCAACCAGUUCAUCUUGGACCCUAUUUUCAAGAUUUUCUCCGCUGUCAUGAACUUCAAGAAGGAUGAGGUUACCACCCUUCUCUCCAAGCUUGACCUCAAGCUCGCCACUGAGGACAAGGACAAGGAGGGCAAGCAGCUCCUCAAGGCUGUGAUGCGCACUUUCCUUCCCGCUGCCGACGCUCUUCUGGAGAUGAUGAUUCUCCACCUUCCUUCCCCCGUCACGGCCCAGAAGUACCGUGCCGAGACUCUGUACGAGGGUCCCCCCGAUGAUGAGGCUGCCCUUGCCAUCCGUGACUGUGACCCCAAGGGUCCUCUCAUGCUCUACGUCUCCAAGAUGGUUCCCACCUCCGACAAGGGACGUUUCUACGCCUUCGGUCGUGUCUUCGCCGGUACAGUCCGCUCCGGUCUGAAGGUCCGCAUCCAGGGACCCAACUACGUCCCUGGCAAGAAGGAGGACCUUUUCAUCAAGGCCAUCCAGCGUACCGUCCUGAUGAUGGGUGGUAAGGUCGAGGCCAUCGACGACAUGCCUGCCGGUAACAUUGUCGGUCUGGUCGGUAUUGACCAGUUCCUUCUCAAGUCUGGUACCCUCACCACCAGCGACACCGCCCACAACCUCAAGGUCAUGAAGUUCUCCGUCUCCCCCGUCGUGCAGCGCUCCGUCCAGGUCAAGAACGCCCAGGACCUCCCCAAGCUUGUUGAGGGUCUCAAGCGUCUGUCCAAGUCCGACCCUUGCGUCCUCACCUACACUUCUGAGUCUGGUGAGCACGUCGUUGCCGGCGCUGGUGAGCUUCACCUGGAGAUUUGCCUGAACGAUCUCGAGAACGACCACGCCGGUGUCCCUCUCAUCAUCUCCGACCCCGUCGUCCAGUACCGCGAGACUGUUGCCGGCAAGUCCAGCAUCACUGCUCUGUCCAAGUCUCCCAACAAGCACAACCGUCUGUACAUGAUCGCCGAGCCCAUCGACGAGGAGCUCUCCAAGGAGAUCGAGGCUGGUAAGAUCGGCCCCCGUGACGAUUUCAAGGCUCGUGCUCGUAUCCUCGCCGACGACUUCGGCUGGGAUGUCACCGAUGCCCGCAAGAUCUGGACCUUCGGCCCCGACACCACUGGUGCCAACUUGCUCGUUGACCAGACCAAGGCCGUCCAGUACCUCAACGAAAUCAAGGACUCCGUCGUCUCUGGUUUCCAGUGGGCCACCCGUGAGGGUCCCGUCGCUGAGGAGCCCAUGCGCUCCACUCGCUUCAACAUCAUGGAUGUUACCCUGCACGCCGAUGCUAUCCACCGUGGUGGUGGUCAGAUCAUCCCUACUGCCCGUCGUGUUCUCUACGCCGCUGCUCUGCUUGCCGAGCCCGCUCUCCUCGAGCCCGUCUUCUUGGUCGAGAUCCAGGUCCCCGAGCAGGCCAUGGGUGGUGUCUACGGUGUCCUUACCCGCAGACGUGGUCACGUCUUCAACGAGGAGCAGCGUCCUGGUACUCCUCUCUUUACAAUCAAGGCAUACUUGCCCGUCAUGGAAUCCUUCGGGUUCAAUGGCGACUUGCGCCAGGCCACCUCCGGACAGGCUUUCCCUCAGUCCGUCUUUGACCACUGGCAGGUUCUGCCCGGUGGUUCUCCUCUCGAUGCCACCUCCAAGGUCGGACAGGUCGUCCAGGAGAUGCGUAAGCGUAAGGGUCUCAAGACUGAGGUUCCGGGUGUUGAGAACUACUACGACAAGCUGUAA
Molecule: messenger RNA, 2499 nt
Organism: Colletotrichum siamense
Lineage: Eukaryota; Fungi; Ascomycota; Sordariomycetes; Glomerellales; Glomerellaceae
Gene: cot-3
Product: Elongation factor 2
Exons: 4
Coding region: 1-2499 (832 amino acids)
Biological process (GO): translational elongation
Cellular component (GO): cytosol; ribonucleoprotein complex
Molecular function (GO): GTPase activity; ribosome binding; GTP binding
Source: RefSeq, a predicted model, not a curated record